Messenger RNA from Coregonus clupeaformis (lake whitefish), 1114 nucleotides. RefSeq names its product charged multivesicular body protein 6-like. The record is from RefSeq and is a predicted model, not a curated record. Lineage: Eukaryota; Metazoa; Chordata; Actinopteri; Salmoniformes; Salmonidae. The transcript has 8 exons. Gene Ontology annotation, cellular component: ESCRT III complex; multivesicular body. The coding region runs from base 195 to 818 and encodes 207 amino acids. Gene Ontology annotation, biological process: vesicle budding from membrane; late endosome to vacuole transport via multivesicular body sorting pathway.
UAUACAUAAUUGGAAUACAUUUACCCGUCCCGGAUGCCGUACUAAACGCGGAAAGGGUGUGGCUUUGAAUUAUGUUAGCAAAGUUCGUUAGCUAAACCCAGCGACUUGUAAACAUAAUCACAAAAACAUGUUCCCCCAAGAAAAAAUAGCUUCUGUAUCAAAGUAGAGGAUAGUGGCGGGGAUGUGGCUACGUUAUGGGAAACGUUUUUGGGAGAAAGAGUCGCCCUUCUCGAGUUACAGAACAAGACCGAGCGAUUCUGCAACUGAAACAGCAGAGAGAUAAACUGAAGCACUACCAGAAGCGAGUCACCCUGCAGCUGGAGAAGGAGAGGAAUCUGGCCAAGCAGCUGCUGAAGGAUGGAAAGAAAGAAAAGGCACUGAUUCUUCUCAAGAAGAAGCGUUAUCAGGAUCAGCUGCUAGACAAGACUGAGAACCAGAUAUCAAACCUGGAACGCAUGGUUCAAGACAUUGAGUUUGUCCAGAUCGAGAUGAAAGUCAUUGAGGGGCUGAAGGUUGGAAAUGACUGUCUGAAGAGUAUGCAUGAGGCCAUGUCACUAGAGGAUGUGGAGAGAAUCAUGGAUGAGACCCAGGAUGCUGUAGAGUACCAGAGGCAAAUAGAUGAGAUGCUGUCAGGCUCCCUGACUCAGGAGGAUGAGGAUGCUGUGUUAUCUGAACUGGAGGCUAUCACUCAGGGAGAAGAUGUAGAACUUCCAGAGGUCCCCACUGAGCCUCUACCAGAGGUCCCAGAACCAGCUGAGACAGAGCCAGCGAGAAGACUAGCAAAGAAUAAGGAGAACAGAGAGAUGCUGGCAGCGUAGACAAGACUCAACAAGAACAAUAACAACAGUAGCUGUGGAUGGAGCUAGUCCAACUGACUCAACAACAACAGUAGCUGUGGAUGGAGCUAGUCCAACUGACUCAACAACAACAAUAACAACAGUAGCUGUGGAUGGAGCUAGUCCAACUGACUCAACAAUAACAACAGUAGCUGUGGAUGGAGCUAGUCCAACUGACUCAACAACAACAGUAGCUGUGGAUGGAGCUAGUCCAACUGACUCAACAACAACAAUAACAACAGUAGCUGUGGAUGGAGCUAGUCCAACUGACUCAACAA